AUGUCUCUAGGAAUUCUCACCUCCACACUGCGGGCUCUGAAGAACCUGAGAGACCACCCGACCGUGACUUACAUCGGGAUAAAUCUUGCAGGUUUGGUCAAAUACAACCAGGAUUUGUCCCACCUAGGCCAAAAGAAGUCCCGUUUCCAGCUGGUGAGAAUCAGCGCGGCAGUCUGUGGCAUCGAGCUGUGUUAUGCGGCAGAGACAGCCUUCGUCAGCCCAAUUCUCCUCAGCCUAGGUGUUCCUGUGUCUCUCAUGACAUUAAUCUGGUGCUUGAGUCCACUUCUCGGAUUUUUCUUGGUUCCAGUUUUGGGUUCAGUCAGUGACAGAUGUCGUUCGAGCUUGGGUAGACGAAGACCGUUUAUUCUGAUUUUGUCCGCUGGAAUUAUUGUGGGUUUGAUACUCGUACCCAAUGGUAAACGUUUGGGAUCGUUUUUAGGAGAUGAGCAAAAUAACAAUACCCAUUCUACGGUAGAUCAUAAUAAACAAAAUGUAACGUAUGUUUACAACUGGGCUCUUGCCCAUUCCAGCUACAGCUUAUACCCUCAAAGCCAGAGUCAGGACACUGAUUCCAGUUCGAAACACUACAACAAAUUGUCUUCACGGAACUUGGCUGGGAUAGCUUUGACAAUAAUAGGUGUGGCAAUGUUGGAUUUUAACUGUGAUGCCUGUCAGUCGCCGUGUCGGGCUUACCUUUUGGACAUAAGCCUGCCGGAGGACCACUCCCCUGGACUGACCACCUUUACAGUCAUGGCAGGACUCGGGGGCUGCCUGGGCUACAUCAUGGGUGGCAUCGACUGGAACGCUGUGGGCGUGAGUCGCCGAUUCGGAGGACAUGUACAGGUUGUCUUUCUCGUAGUGCUCGUCGCUUAUGUUAUAUGUGUUCUACUAACGGUCUCUAGUUUCAAGGAAAUUCCCUUGGACGAGUUGGGAUACGACCAAGAAAAGCGACAGAAGAAGAAGAAAAAAUUGGGAAGUUCGAAGUACCGGAAAUUUACGAACGAGGAUGAUUCCGAUGAAGAAGGGACGAGUUCCCCUGGGGUGGGGACAGAGAGGGUGGGUUCGCCCAGUGAGUCUGAUAGGGGUCUAGAUAUGGACGGACAGAACGCUAUCUCGUACGGGAGUCUAGAUCUGCUAAAUAAACCCGCUAUCGGCAGCAGCGAGAAAGCUUUGACAGGCGGAUUACACGCCAACCAGUCCCUUGCAAACAGCAUGGGAAAUGGUGUCAAAACUGACAGUGAUUCGGUUGUCUGCGAACAACAGGCUCCUCUGGAAAUAUCCACGGAUGUAACACUUAAAACAUAUCUGCUCUCCAUUCUGCGGAUGCCGAAAUCGAUAUUUAUACUGUGCUUAACGAAUCUGUUUUGUUGGAUGUCUUUAGUUUGUUACUCUCUGUACUUCACGGAUUUCGUUGGACAGGCGGUGUUUGGGGGCGACCCCAAGGCGGAUCGGGGCACGGCCAGUUAUGAACUUUACCAUGCUGGGGUCAGAAUGGGGUCGUUCGGCAUGUCACUGUACUCGCUGUCCUGUGCCAUCUACUCCUUGUGUAUUGAUUAUCUGGUGAAGAGAUUCAAGGCGAAACGUGUUUACAUCUGUAGUCAGCUGGUCUACACUGUCGGCAUGGUCCUGAUGUCAGUGGUCCGUAACAAAGUGGCCGUCUUACUCCUUUCUCCCUCCGCGGGGAUUAUGUACGCCACACUCUUCACUAUGCCCUAUUUGCUCGUUGCACAUUAUCACACUAAUGGCAAGUUUGCGGAGCUGAAGCCCCAAGAGUCUCCGUCUCGACAGGUGCGCGGGCUGGGCACGGACGUGGCCUUGGUCAGUAGUAUGGUUUUCCUGGCACAAUUCCUUCUCUCUCUUUGUAUGGGGAGUAUCGUUCACGCAGCAGGGUCUACCGUUGUUGUUGUCGCCACGGCGGCCAUUUUGAGUUUCUUUGGAGCUGUCACCGCAACACAAGUAGUUUAUCUCGACCUGUAAAUGACCAACGAUUCUACAUGCAGGAUAUACUAUUGAGGGCCGUGAAGAAUAAACUGUAAACCCCGAUCGCCAUUCCUAAAGUGAGAAUUUGACGAGUGGUAAAAACAGCAGAAGCAAAUUCAUUGUUACGGGUACGUUUCUGGCAGAAUCCACGAAUACUGUCAUGUAAUUGCGCAAACUCCUACCCAAAGCGUUGAAUCUCACCACGGCGUUUAUACAGCCCUUGACAUGAUAUGAUUAGCAAUGGUACCAAAGCUUGAGAAACCCAGUGAUGCAUGUGUGUUUGACUGUUUGCUAGGCUUUUCCCAUAAUCGCUUUCCCUGUGGAAGAUGAAUGUAACGGGUGGCAGAUGAGGCGCUUAGGUAUCGAUCAUUGGGGUAGGCUUAUGAGUGAAGAGGGGGACGGGACGACGUUUUGAAGGAUAGGAAGAGGGAGACAGGGUAGUGGUAUGAAGGCUAUGACACAGGCCUGAGACAAAUCAGCGUACACCUCAACACUUCAUUAUUUAUUGUACC
Liolophura sinensis is the source of this 2492-nucleotide messenger RNA. RefSeq names its product proton-associated sugar transporter A-like. Gene Ontology annotation, molecular function: sucrose:proton symporter activity. The transcript has 3 exons. Bases 1 to 1977 code for a protein of 658 amino acids. Gene Ontology annotation, cellular component: membrane. The record is from RefSeq and is a predicted model, not a curated record. NCBI's taxonomy places the organism in Eukaryota, Metazoa, Mollusca, Polyplacophora, Chitonida, Chitonidae.